UUUCGUUCUUUUGAUCGAAGUCGGAGACUGUACCGCACACAGAGGGGUGGCAAUUCGUGCAGUUCACGGCGGAGGAAAACGAUGGCUUCUAUGGAGUCGUCUAAUUCUUCUAAGAAAGUGGUUGUUCUGCUGCGAUCUAUUGGGGAUGCUCCCAUUCUCAAACAAAACAAGUUUAAGAUGCCUGGAACAGACAAAUUUAUUAAAGUGAUUGAUUAUAUACGUCGGUCAAUCCAACGGGACACCUUGUUUGUGUUUGUCAACAGUGCCUUCUCACCUGGUCCAGAUGAGACAGUUAUUGAUCUAUAUAAUAACUUUGGAAUUGAUGGGAAGUUGGUCGUAAAUUAUGCCUGCUCGAUGGCUUGGGGAUAAUUUGCAGUGUGGUAAUGUUUAGUGCUGAGGCUGUAAAUAGUAUAUUGAACUGUUCAUUCUAAGUACUGUGAUUAUAAGCUCAUCCAUUUCUUUUUUAAGAACCAUAGUAGUAGAUUUUCUUCUAUAUUUUAAGCUGCUUUCCCAGAUGGAAAAACAAACCAAGUCAAGUUCUAGAGUCGUACUCGUCAAGGGCCAGAGUCUGUAAUUAUUUAUUUGAUCGGCCUUGUUAAUCAAUUGUUUUAACAUUGAAUAUGAAA
Messenger RNA from Cucurbita maxima (winter squash), 626 nucleotides. Its product is annotated as ubiquitin-like protein ATG12. The record is from RefSeq and is a predicted model, not a curated record. The coding region runs from base 82 to 369 and encodes 95 amino acids. NCBI's taxonomy places the organism in Eukaryota, Viridiplantae, Streptophyta, Magnoliopsida, Cucurbitales, Cucurbitaceae. Gene Ontology annotation, cellular component: phagophore assembly site membrane; cytoplasm; Atg12-Atg5-Atg16 complex. Gene Ontology annotation, biological process: C-terminal protein lipidation; nucleophagy; autophagy of mitochondrion. The transcript is spliced from 5 exons.